Molecule: messenger RNA, 1245 nt
Organism: Penicillium psychrosexuale
Lineage: Eukaryota; Fungi; Ascomycota; Eurotiomycetes; Eurotiales; Aspergillaceae
Exons: 1
Coding region: 1-1245 (414 amino acids)
Source: RefSeq, a predicted model, not a curated record
AUGGAUGUCACUAGAUAUAUGAAUGUGCAGAUGUCUGCCGACUCUUGCUCGGGCACUGGUCCCACUCCCGGUCCUAUACCUGGUCCCGCUGGUCCUGGAGGUGGUGGUGGUGCCGGCCCCGGUCCCGCUCCUGGUCCUGCUCCUGGUCCUGCUCCCGGCCCUGCACCUGGUCCUGGAGGUGGUGGCGCUGGCGCUGGCGCCGCUCCUGGUCUCGCUCCUGGUCCCGCCCCCGGCCCUGCUCCUGGUCCUAUACCUGGUCCCGCUGGUCCUGGAGGUGGUGGUGGUGCCGGCCCCGGUCCCGCUCCUGGUCCUGGUCCUGGUCCUGCUCCCGGCCCUGUACCUGGUCCUGCACCUGGUCCCGCUCCUGGUCCUGCGCCUGGCCCUGCUCCUGGUCCCGGUGGUCAUACUGCCACGACCACGGUCACUGUCACUGACUGCAGCUGCCCUACAUCCGGUGCUCCUGGAGCCCCUGGUGGUGGUGGUGCCGGGCCGCAGCCCCCUACUACUGUUACAGUAAUAUAUCCUACUCCCGGCGGCGGCGGUGCUGGCCCUGCUACUGUGCCUACUCCUACUGGCGGUGGUGAAUCGCAGCCUGGUGCCUCUCCUACUGCGCCUUCCCCCGGUGGCGGCGGCGGAGGUGGAGGCGGUGGUGGUAUCUCUGUUAGUGUUCCUCCUUUCUCCGGCGGCGGGGGCUUAUACCCUGGUGGCUCUGCUACUGUGCCUGCUCCUACUAGCGGUAGUUCGCGGCCUGGGACCUCUCUUACUGUGCCUCCCCCUAGCGGCGGCGGAGGUGGUAGUGGUUCGUACCCUAGUAGAUCUGCUACUGUACCUUCCCCUACCGGUAGCGCACGUCCUACUAGGUCAGUUACCAUUCCCACUACCUCCGGUGGUACCUCUUAUCCUACUGGCUCUAGUAGCGUAUCCGUCCCUGCUAGCCCUGCCUCUCCUACUACGGGCACUACCUCGGCUACUGGGACCUCUGGUAGUGCUUGUCCUACUACCCUCUCGGGUAACUAUAAGAUCCCUUACCUUAUUGUUCCCGUCGACUCGUCCUUACCUAAUACCCCCGCUGGAACUGGGCUUAACGGUAGCGUGAGCUUGACUACCUCGACUGUGUUUAACUUCGAUAUCCUAAAUUCUGACUCUGGUAAGACCUGCAGCCUUAUAUUCCUCUUCCCUAGGAUUGAUGAGCUCGAGACUUUAUCUUAUACCUUUAAUAGGGAUAGAAGGAUUGACUUCGCUUAG